Messenger RNA from Cuscuta epithymum, 743 nucleotides. NCBI's taxonomy places the organism in Eukaryota, Viridiplantae, Streptophyta, Magnoliopsida, Solanales, Convolvulaceae. The record is from the annotation of a GenBank genome assembly.
AUUCUGUGGUGCCAAAAACUGAGAACAAGCUCAGAAGAAGCCAGCACCAGAGUCAAGACACCUCCUGCAACCGAGAAAAUGGAGGCUGAGAAGAAGCCAAAGGCCGGGAUGACUGUACCAGUUAAUCCCAAACCCUUCCUGAACAGUUUGAUUGGGAAGACUAUUAUUGCAAAACUCAAGUGGGGAAUGGAGUACAAAGGGUUUCUUGUCUCUGCUGAUUCAUACAUGAACUUGCAGUUAGGAAAUGCUGAAGAAUUUGUUGAUGGGCAAUCCACUGGAACCCUUGGAGAGAUCUUGAUCAGAUGUAAUAAUGUCCUAUAUCUUCGUGGGGUACCCGAGGAUGAAGAACUGGAGGAUGCAGCCGACCUUGACUAGAAAGAAGAGGCAACCACCUAGAAAUUGAGAAUAUGGCUUGUUGUCGGAGUGUUGUAGUGGGAAUGCCUUUAUUAAGAAAGCAACAACAAUUUGCAGAUCAUGAAAUCAUUAUACGUAUGAAAGCAGUUUCAUGCUUUGAAACCAUGUGGUUUAGAUCUUUGAUCUACCUUCUGCAUCAGCUAUCUAUCUAGAAAAGUUAUUUGUAUAAUUCAUGUUGUUUGGUCUUAAUCAGUCCAGAUGGUAAAAAAUACAAACAUAUUCUCCGUCCCUAAGCUGCCACUUCCUGUUUUGUAUACUUGCUCUGUUUUCUUAACAAAUCAAAAUCAUGUGGUUUCCACCUAUUUAUUUAAAAGAGACGAAAGUUAUAC